AUUUUAGUCUUUAAAUACUACGCGUUCGUUUAGUCUUUUUUUAUCCUUUUUCUUUUUGUUAAUUAAGAUGGAUUUUCUAGCUUAUUUAGAUACACUUGAUUAUAAACAGUUUGUAUUAGGAUUCUCAUGUGCUGUGUAUGGUUUUGAGCAAUACUUAAACUACCGCCAAUACAAUCGUUAUUUGAUGCGUGAUCGUCCUUCUGAAUUGGCGGAUAUUGUGACUGAAGAAGACUUUAAGAAAGCACAGGCUUACAAUUUGGAUAAAUCUCGUUUUGGGUUUAUUGAAGGCUUUUAUAAGCAAAUUGAGACUGUCUUGAUGCUUUAUUAUGAUGCACUUCCAGCUAUUUGGAAUUAUGCUGGUCAUUUGCUGAACAAGUUUGUUGGUUAUGGCCCUGAAUAUGAGAUCACCCAAUCCCUUGUCUUUCUUACGCUCUUUAGUCUCUUGUCGACUGUAACUUCAACACCUUUCAGUCUUUACUCUACAUUUGUUGUUGAACAACGUCAUGGUUUCAACAAGCAAACGAUUGGCUUGUUCUUUAUGGAUCUUUUGAAAUCACAUCUUAUCAUGGCUGUAUUGAUGUUUCCUUUCAUGUCUGCAUUUAUCUGGAUUAUCCAAUCAACGGGCGACAACUUUUAUUUUUAUGUUUGGUUGAUUGUGAUUAUGUUCCAACUGUUUAUCAUUACUGUCUAUCCUACUUAUAUCCAACCUCUUUUCAACAAAUUGACACCUAUGGAACAAGGCGAGUUAAGGACUCGUAUUGAAGAACUUGCUGCCCGUAUCAAGUUUCCUUUGAAAAAAUUGUAUGUGAUUGAUGGAUCCAAGCGUUCUGGUCAUUCCAAUGCCUAUUUUUAUGGUUUUGGUAAGAACAAGCAUAUUGUGCUUUACGAUACAUUGAUUGAACACUCCAACAAUGAUGAAAUCUGCGCUGUCUUGGCUCACGAGUUGGGUCAUUGGAAGAUGGGCCACACAUUGAAAUUAUUGGCAGUCAACCAAGUCUAUUUGCUUUCUAUCUUUUGGUUGUUCUCUUUCUUUAUCCAUAACAGAAAGGUCUAUCAAGACUUUGGUUUCCAUCACUCUAUGCCUACCUUGAUUGGUUUCUUGUUGUUCCAAUUCAUCUAUUCACCUGUUGAAAGUGUUAUUGGUUUUUUGAUGCAUGUCUAUCAGCGUAAGAAUGAAUAUGAAGCAGACGCUUAUGCUCUCAAGUUGGGUUAUGCUUCUACUUUGCGUAGUGCUUUGAUCAAAUUGAGUGUCAAGAACUUGGGUGGAUUCAAUGUUGAUCCUUGGUAUUCUGCCUGGAAUCAUUCUCAUCCUAGUUUAGUUGAAAGAUUAAAGGCUCUUGGUGUCAAGCCUACUUCUGACAAGCCUAUUAUUGAACAAGAUAAAAAGGAAUUGUAGAUAAUGAUAGAUUUAGAUAUACACACAAUAAAAAAAAACGCAAUUUU
Gilbertella persicaria is the source of this 1443-nucleotide messenger RNA. Its product is annotated as peptidase family M48-domain-containing protein. The record is from RefSeq and is a predicted model, not a curated record. Gene Ontology annotation, molecular function: metalloendopeptidase activity. Gene Ontology annotation, biological process: CAAX-box protein processing. NCBI's taxonomy places the organism in Eukaryota, Fungi, Mucoromycota, Mucoromycetes, Mucorales, Choanephoraceae. The coding region runs from base 68 to 1396 and encodes 442 amino acids. Gene Ontology annotation, cellular component: endoplasmic reticulum membrane. The transcript has 4 exons.